AUGACGACGUUUGCUUGCCUCGCGUUCAUGCGGUUCGAUCAACUGCGCCUCAUCGGCUUUCCGCCCGAAGCCAAAGACUGGACACCCAAGCGAUCCUGCGCCCCUCAGCGGGACUCCGUGGGCGCCAAAGGGUCGCGAUUAUCGCGCUUUCUUGUGCUCGAGAUCCUCUUAGCGCUCAAGCGCCACGGCUACACCCUUCACUCGUCCAGCGACGUCUCCAACUCGGAGCGCACGCGCGACACGCUCGUUUUCAGCUUUGAUCUUCCUGAAGAGUCGCCAACGAUGUUUGCGAUCUCGACCAACGCGAGCGACCUCCUCCACUUGCUGCGCGCGCCUGUCGAGCUCCAAACCGUGGUUGAGCAGCUCAUUGCGCACCACUGGCCGGCCGCCAGGACUGCAUCGCAAGACGCUCGACUACGUGCCGGACUGCACUGCACUGAGCUCAAGUUUCGAGAGAGUCCGUGGGGCUUUAGCGGCAUGAGCAAUAUGAGCGACGACGACAGCGCAUGCAUCGUUCUGCUCUACCUCUUGGCCGCGCUCGAGGAACGUGGCUGGCACUUGUACGGGUCGAUUGGUCAGGCGACGAGCAUCUCGGACGGCCGCGCCAAGGACACGUGGUAUCAAGCGGUGCCAUUUGCAGUACCCGUCGCAAAAGACUGUGGCGAUCCGAUGGCGCCAUCGGCUCCGGCGUACAUGGCCUAACUCAAAAUCAAUGAAGUUAUCCAAGUGUCUUAGUAUACAGAAGACGCUGCGGUUUUC
Messenger RNA from Saprolegnia diclina VS20, 759 nucleotides. RefSeq lists its product as hypothetical. Bases 1 to 702 code for a protein of 233 amino acids. The transcript is spliced from 2 exons. The record is from RefSeq and is a predicted model, not a curated record. Lineage: Eukaryota; Oomycota; Saprolegniomycetes; Saprolegniales; Saprolegniaceae.